AUGUAAAUACAAAACGAGAGGAGGAUCCGGUUCCCAGGGGUGUACCCCUAGAGCGCCCUCUCAGCUCACCGGAGAAGACAAAGGGAUUUCUGCUGGCCGGAGCGAUGGAGCAAAGUGACAGAAGACCAUCCUCAGAAGAAGACGAGAGCACCCAAGAGACGAGGGAGUCCUGCAGCAGCCAACUGUCCAGUCUAGAGAUGGACUGCUCGGAGCCAUACGGCGAUCAAACAGAAGCUGCAGGAUCCAACAACCAGGAGAUGAAGAGCGCCUCCAGCAGCCUGGAGUCCUACAUGGACUGUUCGGAGGACAAAGAAGAAGAGGAGGAAGAGGAGGAGGAGGAGGAGAGACGGAAGGAAAACGAGGAUAACGAUAAAAGAAUCAGCGGCACGUGCAUCAGGGAAAACUCCCUGACUCUGACGGUUUCAUCUGUGAUUGGGGAAACAGAAACUUCAAAUGGAAAUGAGAAUGGGGGUCGGUCCUCACACAGAGAGAGUCUGUCUCAAGAUCUGUCUGUCACUGUACAGAUGAAUAUUUCAGUGUCAUCUGGCCACGGCGUUGAUUCAUCUCAGACACAUAAGAGGAAGAUUUCAGAGGAAGAUGAAGAGAAUAUGAACAAGCGCAGGAAGUCUGGGGAGCCUGACAGCACCUCCAUUCAAGUCGUCUUCCCCCAUUGAGAACGGGGCUGCAGUAUCAAAACCUUUUCCACUGGAGGGGUCAGCGGCCAUUUAUACUGAGGUCCUAAAGACUUUCACAGAAAAAAGAAAUGAUUAAACUACGCUGAAAACCAUGGCGGACUGUGAUACACGAGGAGGUUUAUCAUGAAGGGAAUCUUCAAAGUCAAUUCUGAGCCAAAUAUAUCAACUGUUUGUUAAUGUGCAUCUUU
Molecule: messenger RNA, 883 nt
Organism: Bufo bufo (common toad)
Lineage: Eukaryota; Metazoa; Chordata; Amphibia; Anura; Bufonidae
Product: bone sialoprotein 2-like
Exons: 8
Coding region: 105-674 (189 amino acids)
Source: RefSeq, a predicted model, not a curated record